Messenger RNA from Oncorhynchus gorbuscha (pink salmon), 5473 nucleotides. RefSeq names its product guanine nucleotide-binding protein G(I)/G(S)/G(O) subunit gamma-4. NCBI's taxonomy places the organism in Eukaryota, Metazoa, Chordata, Actinopteri, Salmoniformes, Salmonidae. The record is from RefSeq and is a predicted model, not a curated record. The transcript is spliced from 3 exons. Bases 685 to 912 code for a protein of 75 amino acids. Gene Ontology annotation, cellular component: heterotrimeric G-protein complex. Gene Ontology annotation, molecular function: G-protein beta-subunit binding. Gene Ontology annotation, biological process: G protein-coupled receptor signaling pathway.
UCUGAUUGUUGUGUACGUUUUGUGGCCUCUGAUUCAGCGAGUUUCCGAACUGCCGUUCCCUUUCCAAGAAGGACCGACAUGGGAAACCCAUGAUGAUGUCAAAGCGGAUCAAACCGGGAUUCCGCUCCGGUCCCCAGCGCGCUCUGCUCUGUUGCUCUACAGCAAUACUAAGGCAAAUAGAAAAUGCGGCAGGUGCCAUUUUCACACGCAUGGGUGUAGAAGUGGAGUACUAAUAGUUGAGGAAAUAUGGACGGGGUUAAUUUAGGUGUUUCAUCCACAAUACAGUACAAGCAAACGCAGCAUAUUUCCUUGUCAUAGCGAGGUCUCCCCUCUGCUGCUUAAUUCUCUGCUCUCCUACUGAUGGGGCUCUGACAGUACAGACGGACCCAACGCGACCGCGACACAACCAUCCCUCCUAAAACGGAAUAUGCGUAAACGCACGGCACAUUUUGGGGAGAGACGCCGCACAGUCACAGCAAGCGACUAAUGAGACAAUAGCCUAUUUCUCACCAUCAACCUAAAAUACAUAUCGUGCUUCGUGGUCGGUCUGGAACGUUCCGGGGUUUCCUUUUCGAGAGCGUUCGUCCCCCCGGUGUGAUAUUUGACAGGUCUCUUUGUUGGGUGGAGUCAAGUCCGGAAUUCUCGAUAUCGGAAUCAUCACUGGCAUCAUUUCAGGUCAUCAUCAUGAAGGACAGUGUGGUCAACAACAGCACAGCCAGCAUCUCCCAUGCCAGGAAAGCUGUGGAACAACUCAAGAUGGAGGCUUGUAUGGACAGGAUAAAGGUGUCCAAAGCAGCAGCGGACCUGAUGGCGUAUUGCGACGCCCACAUACGUGAGGACCCCCUCAUCGUGCCCGUGCCCGCCUCGGAGAACCCCUUCCGGGAGAAGAAGUUAUUCUGCACCAUCCUCUGAUGCCCAGUAGGGGGCAGACCAGCCUUAGGCCGGGCCCUGGUUCAGGCAUGGAAUAACGCCUGGCGUCUCCUCUUCUGUCUUCACCGUACCUGAAGCUACAACACGCUGUGAACGUAACCAGGAAGUGACUGCCCUUUCAGCCUUGUAGUUUUUCAACUUUUAGAGAUUUUUCUUUUUCUUUUUUCUAAUGGUCUUCAAGUGCAAAUAAAAAAACAUGUGAAAAUGUUCUUCAUUAAAAAAAAAGCUUCAUGAAAAGGCAUCUGAUAGAAGUAAAUUCAUCCACAAACACGAAUAUAAUUACACAUAUCACAAAUGUUAUGAUAUAAUCUUGAAGCCCAUUGAAAAUAUGGGCACAGUAAAGUGGAAGUGAUAAUUCCUUUCACAGUGAACUAACUUUACUACCAACUGGCAUAACAUCUUACUGGCUACUGUUGAAUAGAGGUUGCCAGAUACACACUGUUGUUGUUGGUCAGCUAGGGGCUGAAGGGUUGGGUGGAUUAGAUACCUUUUAAAUCUAGCAACCCUAGUGAGUUUAUUUGAGUGUAAAAGUCCGACUCCCGUUAUUUGAGAACGUUUCCCUUUAGAAAAACGUUAUUCCAAAUAUAAAUACAUUAAAGUACAACAACAAAAAUGUUUAAAAGAAAAAUGUAGUUUUUUUGUUUUUGUUUUACACAAUUGCAAAAUUCAAGAUGGUCUAAUGCUGCACUCUGUUAUCAGCUUGUCCCCUUGCUUGAGGAAACAAUAGAGCAGUAAUUGAAGACAAAAGAGAGAGCCUCCCCCCUACUGUCAUGAGAAUACCUGAAGCACCUUUCGAGAUGUACCUUUUGUUAAGUAAAUCAUGUGAUAAAUGAGGUUCCAGGGAGGCUGGAGUGAGUCUUUAACGUCUCCUGUAUCUUUGAUAGGUUGGUUAUUAGUGUUUUGGUUUGUAAAAGUCUGGUAGCUGUCCUCAAAAUGUGCAAGUUUUCCAGAAAUCCUGGUUGGAAGAUUCCUGGAAUUAUGAGGGGAAAACAGGAAAUCAGUAAUGCUCCAAUAAUGAUUCCUGGAAUUAUGAGGGGAAAACAGGAAAUCAGUAAUGCUCCAACAAUGAUUCCUGGAAUUAUGAGGGGAAAUCAGUAGUGCUCCAACAAUGAUUCCUGGAAUUAUGAGGGGAAAUCAGUAAUGCUCCAACAAUGAUUCCUGGAAUUAUGAGGGGAAAACAGGAAAUCAGUAAUGCUCCAACAAUGAUUCCUGGAAUUAUGAGGGGAAAUCAGUAGUGCUCCAACAAUGAUUCCUGGAAUUAUGAGGGGAAAUCAGUAGUGCUCCAACAAUGAUUCCUGGAAUUAUGAGGGGAAAACAGGAAAUCAGUAGUGCUCCAACAAUGAUUUCUGGUAAACCAGCGAAUUUGGGGAAAGUUUCCAUAAUUUUGCAACCUUAUUUGUUGGUUGUUAGAGAACAGCCUUAAUUAGUGCUUUAUGAUGAGAUGUUUUUAUUAUCAAUGUGUAUUUUCUGCUUAUUAUUCUAGAUUAUUUUAUUUACAUGCCUCAGGAAACAAACAAACGAUGGUAUUUUUUAUUUGACAUAGUCUUUAAAACUUAAAUGCUCUUUGAGUGUAUACCCAUGGUGUGCAUAAAGCACGUCAGUUCCCACUGCCCCCCCCCCCGCCUCACCUACCAAUCUAACUACCAUAUUAAACAUCCUGCCAUUUGACAGGUUGAUUAAAGUAAGACAGGUUUAUAACCUUUGCCAUAUUAUCUUUCUCUCAACAACACUCUGUUCUAUUUUACAAUAUACUAUUUUCUGAAUACAUACUCAAUAGUCUAAACAAUUGUGUUUCGGAAGAGUGUGGAUGUUGUGAACAUGUCUACAUAUUUAUUCUGUUUUCGGGCUACAGGAACCCUGUGCUUGAGUCCCUUCUGUUGAUAUCGUGUACCACAUAUUCCUUUCAUUUACAGACAAAUCCCCCUAUUUUAACAGCUUUUUAUACCAGCUCUUUUUGUAUAUCUGAGAGGGGUAGUGGGUGAAAAAACGAGGAAUAAAAACCCAUCUAAAGACCUAGUUGCGAUUCCUGCAUUUUCACAGACCCUGUAACCAACAUGCAGGUAUCAGGUCUGUGCGAAUGCUUCUCUGCUUUUUGUUACAUAUGAAAGGAGUAUAAGGGUAUAAAACCCACCUACCUAGUCGUGAUUCCUGCAUUGUCUGCGUGAAUGCUUCUCUGCGUUUUGUUACAUCUGAAAGGGGUAUAAGGGUAUAAAACCCACCCACCUAGUCGUGAUUCCUGCAUUGUCUGCGCGAAUGCUUCUCUGCUGUUUUUGUAGGUAAAUUCAUUAACACUUCCAUUGUUUAACACCUCCCUAACUUGUAAAGCAACCAGCCCCCAUGGUUUAACAACUCCCCACCCCUCCCAGUUUGCCAGUUACCCACUGAUAUGUAUUAAAUGUGUGUACCUGCAGGAGAGUGGUCAAUAAGGGGCUCAUAUAAACAUGACCUUUUCUUUUUUACAGGUAAUAUACCACGUCUUCUGUCUGAAAUGGGUAAAAGAGAUGGAAUAGUUGUUUCUCUAUAGAGUGCACUAUGGACAGCUGUCAACUCUGGGCCAACCCCUCUCAUACACACCUGAGCCCCUGUUCACUAUGUAUGGUUAGACUCAGUCAGGUGUAACAUCCAACGAUCAGUUAUUCUAACCAGGCAACUAAAAAUUAAGACACAUUUUAAAGGCAUUACACAGUAUACAGUUAUUAUACUAUAUACAUAUUACAUCUCACCCUUACUUACUCCUCAUCAUAUAGGAUCUUACUACCUGGUGUCCCCCAGGGCUCUGUACUAGGUCCUCUAAUAUCUCACUACUGGUGUCCCCCAGGGCUCAGUACUAGGUCCUCUUUAAUGUCUCAUUACUGGUGUCCCCCAGGGCUCAGUAGUAGGUCCUCUUUAAUCGAUCCUACAUCAAUCUGAUGCCAAACCAGUCUAUCCUGCUUUAACUGCAGAACAUAAACAUUUUGCCCAAAGCCAUCUGAUAAUAUUGAACUUUACUAUUUUUGACAUAACUUUUCUAUGUUUCUUAUUUCUUCGUUUUAUUAUAAAAACCACUUCAUUUGUUUCCUGAGCCUGUUUCUUUUUCCUAUCUAUUUGUUGCCUGUUGUGUCCGGAGUGAGUGAAUGAAUGGUUGUGAAUGGCACGUCUUUAUACCUUACAGCCAACCAACCCAAGGCCUGCAUGUUUCUCUCUAUGCUCCAUCCAGGUCUGGGAUUGGUCAAUUACGGAAACUUCGCCAGGAUUCCAGAUUUCCUGCUGAUUUUUUCCAACUGGGAUUUCUGGGAAAAACCUGUGAAUUUUGGGAAGGUUACCGGAAAUGUCUGACAGUGUCCUCUUUUGCCGACAGGGUUCAAAGUAUUUUAGAGGGUGCAUCCGAAAUGGCCCCCUAUUUCCUAUAUUAGUGCACUACUUUAGACCAGGGCUCUGGUCAAAAUAAGUGCACUAUAUAGGGAAUAGGGGGCUAUUUGGGACUAAGACAGAGUGUGCAGUGUACAGUCAGUGUGUAAGUCAUCAGUGGAUGUUGGAGGCCUAUUGUCUACGACACUGUCAACCCAAAGGCUUUUAUUUUGUUUUACAAAAGCAAAAUGUGUCAAAGCGUUUCCUGUUCGUGGUGGUAGAUGCCUAUUUAGCACAUUUUUUUCAAAAACAAAUACAAAAAAUAUUAUUGUUAUUAUUAGUUGUAUUUAUUAUUAUUAUUAUUAUUGUUGUAAUAUAUCUGUGGCACAGCACUGACGAUGACAACAACAUGGUGUGUAGUGCUACUGAUUGAGAUUGUAUGAUACUUAGGUUUAAACCAUUUAUAAAAUGUGUGAUUGAUACUCCUGAGUAUUUUUUUAACAAAAACUAAUAAGGGUCUGUUUACAUGUUAUAUGAUCCUUUUUAUGGUUCAGGUUUCAUCUGCUUCAAACACUUUACAUUCUGUAAAAAGGUUUCAUCUGCUUCAAACACUUUACAUUCUGUAAACAAUCAAAUUAAAAUGGUUUUGUUUAGGCUUGCAAAAUUCAAAUAACUUUUUCAAAAUUUUCACGUUUUUUUCCAGAAAUACCGUUGUAAAAUGUACAAAAGUAGGAGGGAAUAAGCAGCAAAUACAGACUUCACAAGGAUUUCAGGAAAAUCUGGGAAUUUUUGGAAAGUUUCCAGAAUUUUGCAACCUUGUUUUUGUUGUUGUUCUUGGUACUUUACAGUAGUAGCCUAGUGUUUCCUCAUUAGGUGUCAUGCAUCUUUCCUAGCCUGCGUACCAGUCUGUCUGUGCCAUCCUGACACUCUUUGAUACCCAAGCUACACAAUUCCUUGAACUGUCCUAGAACAGUCACUGAAACCAGAUAUUGGACUUAACUCAGACUUUAGUUUGUGUUUGUGUGAACUCUUCAGGGUCUCAAAUCCACCAGACCUCAGUUAAAGGGUAGUGCCAAAUCUGAACAUGAAACAUGGGCUAUGUCCCAAAUGGCACCCUAUUCCCUACAAUAGUGCACUACCUUAGACCAGAGCCCUAUGUAAUGCCCUGGGUCCUGGUCAAAAUAGUGCACUACCUUAGACCAGAGCCCUAUGUAAU